Ogataea philodendri is the source of this 1464-nucleotide messenger RNA. RefSeq lists its product as uncharacterized. The coding region runs from base 1 to 1464 and encodes 487 amino acids. NCBI's taxonomy places the organism in Eukaryota, Fungi, Ascomycota, Pichiomycetes, Pichiales, Pichiaceae. The record is from RefSeq and is a predicted model, not a curated record. Gene Ontology annotation, biological process: regulation of fatty acid beta-oxidation; protein processing. Gene Ontology annotation, molecular function: serine-type endopeptidase activity. Gene Ontology annotation, cellular component: peroxisome. The transcript has a single exon.
AUGGAGACAAAAUAUUCCUCGAUUAUCGUGCGAAUUAGCGACUGCGCGACAAAGAGUUUGUUGUGCACGUUAUCGGGUCUAAUACUUCAACUUGGGAACAAAACAUUGGUAGUCACUUUAGUCGCAUUACCGAACAAUGUGCUGAUAGGGGACAAGAAAAUCGAUGUUUACAUUGCGCUGGAGUCCAAGGACCCGGUUUGCUGGAUCAGAUGCGACAGCCCGAAGUUUGUGGAUGUUGACGAAAAGUCAAUUGCUCAUCUCACGAUGGGUGGGUUCAAGGUCGACACAGUGACUGGCGAGGACAUUGAAAGGUGCCGCUUUGUCGUCGCGGAGGUCCGCGGGCUCGCGUUCGAGGGCAAUUAUAGUCGCAUAUCGGAUAGAGUUGAAGUAGGUGACGAGUGUUUGCUUGAGGCUUCUCCGUUCAGCUCUACUAGUCAUGUUUUCCAUGGUUAUACCAGCACAGCCACCAUCUGCUAUAAAAAGGGGGGAGUUUAUUUGAGCGACUUGAAAUACCUUGAGAACAUGGAGGGUGGUGUGGUCACUGUUGAUGGUAGCAUAAUUGGAGUAGUGAUGGGAGUGCUGAGAAAGCUUGAUGGACAGGGAAAUUUAAUGAUAGUACUGAGCUUGAGUCAUGGAGAACUUGCAGAAUUUGGACUAUGUUCGGCGCAACUACCGACAAUGGCUCCUCUAAACGAGUUUCCGUUUGUUGUUGGCAUAAGCGGCAAGCUAGAUGGGACAAGAUACUGGGGAAGCGGUGUCAUCGUUAAAGAUAAUAUGAUUGCAACCAAUCGCCAUGUUGUAUUCUCAGGGAACCAGUUAGCACAGGAUCUGGCGUUACACUACCGUGGGAAUACCAUUGAGUUGGGCAAACUGGUUGCUGGCGUUGAUGUGCUAGUACCGUUUGAUGGUCAGCUAUGUGAUUUGUGCUUUAUCAAAAAGAACCUCGCCUUUGAUUCCGUUGCCAAGCUACCAAACGAGCUGACAAUCAGCAAUGCCGCCAGUAGUUUGGAGAUCCUGCUUGAUUUGAAAGACAACUCUCGACGACUGAUGCGCACAAAGUCGGUUGCAUACGGACUUUUCUGCGACUCCCUUCAUUUGCAUCCACUGAUUUCUCGUGGUUGUAUCAAUUCUGUGGUGGAGUUAAAACACCUUUUCAGAAACAUCCAACAAGAAAUACAGUGCUUAACAGUCAGUAGCUCUUCCUGCUGGUCAGGAUCAUCUGGCGGGGCUCUCUUAAACAAGAAAAACGAGCUCCUCGGGCUCAUGAGCAGCAAUGGCAGAACAGCUUCCGGAGAAACACUCACCAAACUCACGUUGGUAAUCCCGAUACAGCUUGUGGUUCUUGGUUAUUACGAUCUUUUUAGGUCCAAAGUAUCGCUUACAGAUUCAGCUGCCAGCAAAUACCAACGGCUACUGCGAUUGGAUUCGAGCUACUCUGAAAUCUUCAUGGAGAGUAAAUUAUAG